AUACCCAUCAUCUACCAAACCAAGGAAUAUAAAAUGCAAAAGAAGAGUUCCCGAGAUACUCCUCCUCUGCACUAUCGCUUCGAGCAUGUCCAAUCAUCACCACCUCCUUUGUCAUCUCAUCAUCACCACACGACAAUAGAGAACAGGAGAGAUACGAGAGAUUUCAAGACCCCUCAAAUAAUCGAUGGAUUAACCAACAUCCUGUCUGGGUGGGGAUGGUUGACACCUGAACGCGAGGGUCGUUCUCAAAGUUUUUCUACCGCGUCACAUCAACAAAAUACAACGAUGGGUUCCGAUGAGACUGAUCAGAUGCAAAAAACCACGACAAAUGACAAAACAGGAGGAAUAUCCCAAACAUCGUUCGCAGAUAGGUAUGGGAAAUUCAGCAGAGUCAUCCAUUACGACGAUAGCAAUACCGUUCAAUUAUACGAAAAGAAAGUUCCGGCUUCGGAGCAAAUCAACUCGCUAGCAAGGUCUCAGAGCCGUACGCAGACAAUGUUAAGGCGAGCUUCAAUAUCCAAUAAAAUCAAGGAGCUUUACGCAGUCAAAGUAUUUCGCCGCGCCCAAACAUCUCUACUUCCGCUGACUGGCUCGCUUCACGAUCAAAGCCGAACUAUCUCACUUUCCCAUCCCAAUGUUCUUGCAAUUAUCGACAUUCUCUAUAAUACACAAACGAAUCUCUGUAUUGUAAUGCCCUACUGUGCUGGUGGCAAUCUUCAGUCUUUUCUUUCACAAACAAGGGACCAAAAGGAGCAAGUCUCCACCGAGGAGCUAAACUGUUUGGCCAUUCAAAUCAUGCGAGCUGUCGCCUUUUUACAUGAAAAUAAUGUUGUGCAUGGCGACCUAAAGCCAGACCAUAUACUCCUCACUGCCCAGGGCGCAGUGAAAGUAGGUGGUUUUGGUCAAGGCGAAGAUGCAAUUCGAGAACUGGCCCAACUAAUACAUGGUGGUAAUUCCACUGCGUCCUCUUCAGCACACAGACGAAGCUCAAGUUCGGCUUCUAACUAUCAGCCCAAGCUAUGCAUCCGGAGAAAUGUCUCGGAGUCUAGUGGCCCUUAUCUUCCCCCCGAGAGAUAUUCCGAUCGCCGUGGCUCCCGUCGGCAAAGUCUUGCACCUCAAAACGUCUCUGAUAGGAGAGCAGCGGAUGUAUGGGCAUGCGGCAUAAUCUAUAUGCUCCUGCGGUCCGGCAAACUUCUCUGGCACAGCACCCGGAAAGACAAUCCAGACAAAGCUUUUGAGAACUAUCUCCGUUCUCGCCUGGAGGAAGAUGGCUAUCACCCUAUACAGGUGCUUGAAAAUUGUUGCCGAAAUGUAGUUUACGCGAUGCUGCACCCUGAUUUGGGUUUGAGGAUUACGGCUGCACAAGUCUUGAGAUCUGAAUGGGCCGUUGGAGUUGCGGUUUGUGAGGUUGGGGAGAAGGGGUUGUGA
Penicillium samsonianum is the source of this 1428-nucleotide messenger RNA. RefSeq names its product kinase-like domain-containing protein. The transcript is spliced from 2 exons. NCBI's taxonomy places the organism in Eukaryota, Fungi, Ascomycota, Eurotiomycetes, Eurotiales, Aspergillaceae. The annotation marks the transcript as partial. Gene Ontology annotation, biological process: intracellular monoatomic cation homeostasis; protein phosphorylation; intracellular signal transduction. Gene Ontology annotation, molecular function: protein serine/threonine kinase activity; ATP binding. The record is from RefSeq and is a predicted model, not a curated record.